GGGUCGUCGGAUUUACAAACAAGCGCUAGUCUUGGUUCUUUAAAUUGUGUUUGUAGAUUCAAAUUUUAGAUACUUAUUUGUAGGUAUUUCGGAGAAUGUUUCAAAACUAAGCACAAAACACUGAAAUUAUUUUAUCUUAUCUGUAAAAUAAUUUGAUUAUUGAAAUUUCAUCUUCUUCCUCAAAUCUGUCUUAAAAUUAUGUGACUUUCUGAAAAAAAUAAAAAAAAAUCUCUAAAGAAUAAAUAUAGUGUGAGCUGUCAUCAUAGGUCCUCAUCCUACAAAUUUGCAUCGUAUUUUAUAUCAAAACGAUGGAAAGUUAACAUAAAAGCCGCGUGGGAUGGCCCCAGUGCUCCGUCACUGUCCUUGCCUCCGUCCCGAGAAUGAUGAUGUUCGACUUUUAGAGUACAGUCAUUCAAAUCUUGAUGAUGUGCCAAACGAAGUGUUCGGUUAUGAAAGGACCCUAGAAGAAUUGUUUUUAGAUGCCAAUCAAAUUAAAGAUCUUCCACGACCUUUAUUCCACUGCCAUGGUCUAAGAAAACUAAAUUUGAGUGAUAAUGAGAUUCAAACAUUACCUCCAGCAAUUGCUUCACUCAUAAAUUUAGAAUACUUAGAUAUAAGUAAAAAUGGUAUUUUAGAAAUUCCGGAAAGCAUAAAAGGAUGCAAGUGCCUUACUGUGAUUGAUGCGAGUGUGAAUCCUUUAGGAAAACUUCCUGAAGGAUUCACAUUUCUCAUUAAUCUACAUGAACUUUAUCUAAAUGACACAUUUUUGGAAUAUCUGCCAGCAAAUUUUGGAAGAUUAGCUCAUCUGAGAAUUUUGGAGUUGAGAGAGAAUCAUCUAAAGCUUCUACCAAAAUCUAUGGCAAGACUUGUUGAGCUCAGUAGGCUAGAUAUUGGGCAAAAUGAUUUUUCUGAAUUGCCUGAAGUUAUUGGAAGCUUACCAAGAUUAGUUGAGCUGUGGUGUGACUGUAAUAAUUUGAACUGUCUUCCACCAUUUCUGGGAGGUCUUAAAAAAUUAGCAUAUUUAGAUGCAAGUAAAAAUAAAAUCUAUGAAGUUGCUGAUGAAAUUGAAGGUUGUAUAAGCCUUUGUGAUCUUACUCUGUCAUCUAAUCGUAUCAAAGUACUUCCAGAUGGAAUAGCUAAUCUAAAAAGGUUAACAGUUUUGAGAGUUGAUGAAAAUCGAAUGGUUUCAGUGCCUGAAAAUAUUGGAAAUUUAUGUAAUUUAGAAGAAUUAGUACUAAGUUCAAACAACUUGAAAAGUUUACCUCCUAGUGUUGGCUUAUUACGAAACUUAAAAACUUUGAUUGCAGAUGAUAAUUUAUUGGAGGAACUUCCAUCUGAGAUUGGAAGCUGCCUGAAACUAACUAUUUUGUCUUUAAGAGACAAUAAAUUGGUACAGAUACCUGAUGAGCUUGGGCAUGUCACUGCAUUAAAAGUUAUCAAUUUAAGCGGUAACCUUUUACAGUAUCUGCCAUUCAGCAUUGCAAAACUCCCUAAUCUGCAAGCAUUAUGGCUGUCUGAAAAUCAGAACAAACCACUGAUUCCACUCCAGUCUGAUACAGAUAGAGUGACAGGAAUUAAGGUGCUGACCUGUUUUAUGUUACCACAAGUACCUCUGGAAGAAGAAGUUAAUGAAGUGGAGAAAUCUGAAGCUGAUAUACCAGAUACUGGCAAAGGCAGACACAUCAUCAAGUUUGCUUUUGAUGCUGAAAAAGACCAACCAAGCAAACUUGUUCGUGCUCCUACUCCAUAUCCCAAAGAGUUAAAAGCACAUGCUCGCCAUGCUAGAAAUUAUGCCCUGAAGAAGCAAGGUUCUAAAGAUUCUGAUGGAAAUGAAGUCAUAGAAAAUUCACAGGUGGGAGAUGCAGUUGAAGGUUUGCAUCCCACAGGAGCUACACCUGAUAUCAUGAUUUUACCUACACUCCCACCUAAAGAAUCUAGUAAAGUGAAAGAAGCAGCUGUUAUUAAGCCAAGAUCUCCUGUUUCCUCUCCUCCAAAGCAUGAAAGGCAUUAUAUUCCAAACAUUAAGGAUCCAUCUUCUCAAGAGGGUGAAAUCAAACAGAUUACAUUUUUGGAGCAAAAUCCUCUACAGCUUGGUCAUCAAACAAGUUCUGAUAUCAUUGGGGCUGAAAUUACUGAAAAAAUGCUUGGCAGGCGAGAUUCUCGAGGAGAUGGAUCAUCUAGUGAGAAUACAUCAACAUCAGCAACUGGAUCUCCUAAACUAACACCAGAUGGCAUUCUAAUGGAUAGUUGUAAUCAUCCUCUUAAAAUGGAUAAAGAUGGACUUUUCAAAAAAAAUGUUCCAGUUCCUGGUAAAAGGGAUACUUGGAUGAGGCAACGCCUUUUGAAACAAGGAAGUGGUGACAGUGACAGAGGUUAUAGAAGUGAUCAUGAAGUUUAUAUAUCUGAAAAGGACCAAUAUGGCCAGGGUUAUCAUGAUGGAUAUGCAAGUGAUUGGGAAGCCUUCCUUGCUAAACAAAAUUAUAAUGGCCCUGUCAAUCCAGAAUCUGUUCCUGGUGCUCAACAUUAUCCAAGAACUAUGCAUCCUCAAGGAAGUUUAGACUAUCGUGGGCAUGCUGAAGGUCAAGAAAUCAAGGGGGAAGGGGAAAGAGAUGGUUAUGUUCUUCCCUGGGAUGGCCGUUAUCACUAUUCUAAUGAAGGUGGUGCUGUUUUAGUUGAAGAUGAAUACCAAGCUCGAAUGACUCCUCCAUAUAAUAAUUAUUGGCAGAUGGAUCCAGCUUCAGGCCAAUUUUAUUCAGGUUAUGAUAUGAGUCAUUCAUAUCCUCCUGGUGCAGAAAAUACUUCUUAUGUAUAUAAUCGAAAUCCACCAUCAGAACCUCCGCCUUUGCCACCACAACCAUAUUACGAGGAUUGUGAUGGAUAUAAGCACAUUGCACCUCAGUUUUGGUUGCAACAUCCUCCAAAUCCUGCCCCAGUAAUUUGUAAUAAUCCAGGAACUAUACCCAGAAGAUUAGGUACUGCUUCACCACGUUUAAAACGAUCACAGUGUUUAAGUGUCCAGGCUCCUUUACAUGGUACACCUCAAGAGUAUCAUCUAGUACCACACCAGCCUGGGAACUUAAGACCAACUGUUCCAAAUAGCUCACCUCGACCAGGACGCUCACCUUCACCUGGAAUCGAGAAUCGAAUUCCUGUGCAAUAUUCCUCCCAGACAUAUCAAAAAUAUCCCCCUCACUUCCAGCCACCUUAUCCUGUUCAAGGAUAUCCCAUCACAACUCAACCUGUAAAUACAUCACAGUUUCCCCCUGGUGUCCAUUCUCACUAUCACAGUAAUUAUCAAACUCCAGUACCUGUAUAUCCUACUCUACCACCAUCUCCUCGAAUGAAACAUACAGGACAUCCUUACGGAGCAUCUGCUGUAGAUGAUUCAGCAUUGGUUUCGAGACCAUAUCCUAUGGUACCUACAGCCAAUGUUCAUAAAUCUGCUUAUUAUCCCCCAAAUGCUCAAGGUGACAAUCUUGAUCCAAUUUAUCAUCAUAGACUUCAAUCAUCUGUUAAUCCUGAAGAUUUUGAAAAAGUGCAAGAUGCCGAAUAUGGAGUUGCACCAUCUGGCUCUUUACAUUAUCGCAGUGGAUCCAUUCCUGCUCAGAUACAAAAUAUUGAGUCAUGUGGUGUAGCUGAUGUACAGCAUCUUAAUCGCUCAGUGCCAAGCAUUAAUAUCAUUCCUAGUACAUCUCCACCUCAAACAUCUUAUUUGGCUGAUACCGAAAGCUGGAGAGGUGAUACUUCCAAUAUUACUUCUACAAAACCUGCUUCAGACGCUUCAUCUUCAGUACGUUCGAAUGCAACGAAACCUGAUAGCUCAUCAUCUGCUAAUCACGUUAUUGACACAGAUGAUGCUAAAUUUAACGAAAAGCCUCUAACUAUGAAUGAAGAUAAAAAUCUUAAUGCUGUUGAGGAAUCACAUCCUGAUAAUACUCAGAAUGAUUCUUCAACUAAAAUGAAUAAGAACAAAAUGAAUGAAAAAGUAGCUGAUACAUAUUCACAAGAGGCAAAUUCUUAUACUGUCAUCUCACCAAAGCCUAGUAAAAUAGUUCCUCAGUCAAAUGUUAUAAACUCACCAAAUCCCAAUAAAGAUGUUAAAUUAAGUUCUGGUUUGAAUGAAAACCAAACAGGUUUCCGGCGACCAGGCUGUUUCCAAGCUGUUCCAAUGAACAUUCCAAGUGUACAUUCUGUUGCUCGUAAAAUCGAACCAGUUGUGAAUGAUAAAAAGGAAAUUUCUGAAAUGAAGAAGAAUGAAAUUUGUGCUAACCAUACAACUGAGCAUAUGGCACUUGAUGCAUAUAAUCCAAGGAUGAAGCCUUCUCAGAUAGAAUCUGAGAUUAAACAGUCACACUCAACUACCAAUUCACCAAAUCCAUCUGGUUCCAUUUCUGAAAAUAAAAAGACUUCCGGUUAUGUUGGUGGUAUUAUCAGCAACUUAAACAAAUCAUUAAAUGCACAAAAUAAAGAAGUGGAGUUGGAUCAGAAAUCAAAUCCUAGGAAAAGUAUUACAGAUCAGCAUGCAUUGGACAGAGACAAAAUUGACAGCAACAAAUCAGAAAAGCCUCCACCUAAGCCUGCUACUAAGCCUGGCUAUCCAGUUCAGAUAUUAACUAAUGUUGGAUUGCAAUCUGAUAGAACAAUUGAUCGGCCUCCAGAUUUGCCCAAGAAAGACAGAACUGCUGUAACUAUGAGAAAUAUCAUUCCAGUAUCUGAAAACAGAGUUAAUACAUCUGCAACCCAAAAUUUUAAUAAAAGUUACCCUCCUGAAAUUCAUAAAGCUAAUGCUGAAAGAAAUCAAAAAUUCUUAGAUAGGCCUAGAAAAGUAAUGGAGGAUACAGCUAAUGUUUCUGAACAAUCAAAAUCUUUGAAUCCGCAAAAUAAAAUAACUACAGAGAAUAAUAAAAAUAUGAAAAUUACUCAACACAGCUCAAAAGACUAUGUUACAAAUAAUCAGAGUAAACAAAUGCAGCAUACUAUUGAAAACAAAGCUUAUACUAGUCAUUCUUCAUCUAAUCAAUCGGAAAACAGUAAAAUAUCCACAGAUAAAAGAUUUCAAAGAGUUUUACCUCCAAUUGAUGCUACUUUCCAACUCAAACCCUGCAAUACAAGGAGAAGUCCUAGUAAUUUUGACCAGACUUUAGAGGAUAGUGGUAAUCAACUGACUGAUAAUCAAAUUAACACAUCUAACAAAGAUACUUCUAAAAUUUCUGGGCAUUCAGCACAACCAAAAACUUCUUCAGCUUCCACCAAACAAGAUUCUAAUGAACCUCCAACAAUUCCACCAAAGCGCUCAUCUAUGGGCAUAAAUUUCGGAUUAAAUGAUUUACCACCCAAAGCUGUAAAACACGAUAACAAUUCAGAAAGAAAUAUCUCUGGUAGGCAAUUAGAAAGGACAAAUUCGUUGAGUGAGAAUGAACAAGUGAAUGAUAUAAAUGAAAUGAAUAAGGUUUCAAAGCUGCAUGUAGAUAUAGUUCAAGCCAAAGAUGUUAACAAUGAAAAAAAUGAACAGUUGCAGAAAGGAAAUAUGCCUGAUUUACUCAGUCGAAUUGUGGAUGAUGACAAGAACGAAUUAAUUAUUCUUGAGCAAUCAAAUAGAGUAUUAAAAAGUGUCAAAAGUGAAGAAGAUGAGCUUUCUAAAGAUAAUUUUUCUUUUAAUAAAGAAGAAAGUGUGAAAGAUAAUAUUCCAGAAUCUCCUAAAUCUCCAAAGCGUCAAUCUUGGUUUUUUGGCACUCAUAAAAAUUCUUUGGUUUUUCCUGUGAUUUUGUCCAAAAAUCCUGAACUUGGAUUCUCUAUUGAAGGUGGCAUUGGUACUCCAAGAAAUCCUGGUAAACCUUAUGAUAGUGGAAUAUAUGUAGCUCAAGUUUUGGAUGAUGGACCUGCAAAUAAUUUAUUGAAACCUGGUGAUAAAAUAUUACAGGUUGAUGGGAAGGAUUUUACUCAGCUGGACCAUAAUAAAGCUCUUGCACUUUUACAAGAAAGUGGUGCGACUGUAUCAUUGAUGGUUUCUAGACAGUAAGAGAAGUUAUUGAAUGUGAUAUUGUAUCAUGUUACUGGAUACACUAAUAAAAAGAGAGUAAUAAAAAUAUAAGAUAAGUUCCAUUUUGAAAUGUAUCUCCGCAAACAAAUGCUGCAGAGAAAAAAAAAAAUGUUUUAAUAGUAUGGUUUAAAAUUUUAGAAAAAUGGGAUCUGAUUUUACUUAUUAAUACUUUUAUGUACAAUUUCAUUUUUUAUCUUGCAUCUCAUAUAAAGCUAUAAUUCCAUGAUCAACUGUUAUUAUUUUACUAUUUAUUAUAAAAUUAUAUAUAAUAUGCAUUAAAUGUUUCUAUGUCGCAAAGUAUUUUUUUAAAUAUUCAAUGAAAUUGAUAUAUAUAAUUUCCAUUUUGAUAUUUUUUUAAUAAGACUCAUCAAGUGAAAAAAAUUAUUUAUUAUUAAAAAUUGCUUUUAGUAUAUUGACCAUUCCUUCAGCACUUGUUUUGCUGAGAGAAAAUACUAUGUGACAGGCAAAGAAUGUUCACUUGCAAAUAAACAUACUACAAUGAAAAUAAAAUUUAAGGAUCCCUUGUGAAAUACAAAACAAUAUUUCUGAAAAAAGAAAACUGAUACAGCUUGUUUUCAUGAUUUUGAAUGUCAAAUCAUUUUAUAUUUGUUAGAUAGAGCUUUUUUCAUAUGUGCGAAGUUAAUGUGAUCUAUAAAUUUUUUCUUGUGUAAAUAAGUUUAUAAGUAGAGUGAGGUAGGUAGCUCUAAACUAUUGAAAUGUUGUCUCAAUGUUUAGAAAAGUGCAGCAUGUUAUUUCAUUUGAAAAAAAAAAAAAUGUCUUUCAUUAAAUUUGCUUUGCUUUUUGAUUUAUUGAAUUGCAUGAAUGUCUUUUAUUGUAAAAUUUUAAAGUUGGUGUGCAGUAUGUUUGGUGCUAAUACAAUAGGAAGUUUUUGAAUUGUAAAUAUUUAUAUAAAUAAACAUAUAUACAUAAAAUAUAUAUUUGUAAUGAGAGAUUUGUAGUUUUGAUUGUUGAUACAACUUAAGAUAUUAGUAUUAAUGCUAAAUAUACAUUUUUUUAGAAACAAAUGUAAGCAGUGUUUGCUAUGUCUUGACUGGUAAGGUUGCUCAAAAAUAUGUGGCAAAGUGUCUAUGAAAACAAUCUCUUCAUAAUUUCUACUAAUAUUCAAUAUUAAAUGUUUUGUAGAAACGCUAGUAUAAACCCCAUUUUUGAAUUCUUAUUGUUCUUUGUAGAAUUUUCCUGUACUGACUUUAACAAAAAAAUGUUAUACCAAAUAAUUAAAAUUUUAAGUGAUAUUACUUUUUUGUGUAUAAGAAUUUCAAAGAAAAAAAAUGGAUGCAUUAAUUGUACUUAAGUAGAUUCCUUUGAUGGUAGUUUCUAUAAAAUUAGCUCUUUAUUUAGAUAUCUUUAUAAUAGGAAUGAUUUCAAUAGAUUUACAUGCAUUGCCUUGAGUCAGUUUCCUAUAUUCCUUUGCAGAUAUAGAACUUUUUAAAAAAUGUUGUUUAAUUCUUAAUAUUGAUGGAGUUUUCUCAGAAGUUUUUCAACUUAAAUGAAAUUUAAAAAUUGUUAACUUUUUUUGACUGAAAUAUGAUUGUUAAAUGUUUUGAGCUAUUGUAAGAUUAAAAUUUUAAUACUUUUCUCCCUGUUGGUGUCAUAUAAACUUGUUACUUACAGAAGACAUAUUUAUUCAUUAAAAAAUUUUUGAGAGAUUUAAUAAUUUAUAGAAUGAAUAUAUAUGUAGAAAAUAUAAUGCAUUGAAGUUUGAAGAUAUACAAUUACUCAUGUAUAUAUCUAUUGGAACCUAAGAACUAAAGCAACGAAUAUGGAUGCAUCACAACAUUGUAUUGAUAUAAUAAUUGCUUUUCACUGUGCCAAAAAUCUUAUAAUUGAAUUCCAUGAGUCAGUGUAUUUACAUGAAAGUUUAAAGUUGAUAACAAUGAUAAAAUCUAAUAAAUAUGUGAACAUUUUUUUUUAAAUAUUCAGUUCAUUCAUAAUGUAUUUGAAUGACUGAUUAUAGAAAUUCAUAAUAUAAUUUUCUUAAUGAUUGUAUAUGGGUAUAAAAUUUCAUAUUAUGCAGUAAGAAAAAGAUAUGGACUAUUUAUACAGGAUUUCUAUUUUGAUUGUGAUCCAGUAGCAAAUUUCCAAGAUUCUUUCAUUUAAAAAAAUAUUUUAAAUAGCAUUAAGAAUUGGAUUAUGUUGUUUUGUUGAAAAAAAUUAUGUCUGUUCAUGUAAGCUCUAUUGAGGAAAAUAUUCUUGACAUGUUAAAUUAAAAAAUAAAUAAAUAAAUAAUAAACAUAUUUCGUGUUAAAAAAAAAAAAAAAAAACUGGCUGAGUAACGAAGUUUUGGAUUUUUCUAUUCUAAAUUAUUUCAAUGGCAUCUCUCUGACUAUCAAUGAGAGGCGCUAACUCAAUGCAGUUAGUUGUUGAAUGAGUUAAAAUAAGAACAUUCAUAGCUUGCUCAAUUAUAGUUGCAGAUUUAUUAUUAUUAUUUUUUUUUGCUUAAAAUGUUUGUGUCAUUUCACUUAUUAUUUACAAUAAUUAAUGGAACUGAAGGAUUGUAAAAGAAAUGUAGACAUUUUAAUUUUUUUCAGCAACAUAUUUAUUGACUCAAAUUUUGGUUUAGAAGUUAACUAUUGGAUCAUGAUUAGAAUGGACACUUCAUGGACUGUGUGAAUGAUAUGCUUCUACUAAUUUGAAUAUGAAUCUUCACAUAGACUACAAUAAUCGAUAGCACAGCUAUAUUUUCUUUAUAAAGGACCAAUUAAUUGUUUUAAGAAAGAAAUUUUCUUGUUAGCUGUUCCUAUGUAAAUUCUGAUUGUAUUUACAAACAAAUGGUUAUUUCAUAUCUGGCAAAUUAAUUGCUUUUUACUUAUGUUCUACUAUUUUUUUUUUUUUUGCAUUUUUACUAAUUAAGUAUGUUAUUAUAUACAAAGAAAUAAUAUUUAUUGAAGAAUCAAAAAGUCUAAUGAGAAUUUAUUAAAAAAAAAUAUAGGAUUAAACUUAAUACAGACACAACACUAAUAAAACUUUUUUUUGUGUGUGUGAAAAUUAAAGCUUAAACAUUUCACAUAAGAUCAUAAAUUUAUUUGUCUGUAUACAUAAUAAAAUUCAGGUAAUCAAAAAACAAGUUUUCUAUAGAAAAAUGCGUGUAUUAAAAAAAUUAUUGAAAAGAUUAUUAAUACUUCAUUUUAGCUAAAAUUAAAAUUAAUAAAACUUUUGAUGGCAAAAGAUGCUGUAUACAGUCGAGCUACAUCAGUGUAGAGUAUAAUGAAACUAUUGUUUUAGAAUAUAAACUAAUUGCUGAUUUAAAUUUUAUUUAAAAUUCUGGUUUUAAUUUAUUUUGUACAACUGCAUUAAUAGCAUAUUUUAAGUGAUGAAAGUGGCACAAUUUACUUUCCUCUUUUAAGAUGAAAGUCGAUUAGAUGUAGUUUAAUAUCAAUCUAGUUGUAAUUGCACAUUUUUAUUACUAUCUGAACAUGAAACAUAUCAUUAAUCUUUAGAGUUUGUGAAUAAAUUCUUAUGUUACUUAUUUCUAAUCUUGUCAGCAACGAAAGCAAUUUUUAUGUAAAAAGUUAUCUUUGCUGAGAGAUCUAUUUCUUAAAACUUGUGCCAAUCAUAAUCAGCUUAUAUUAGAUCAUGGAUGUCACUUGAGAAUCAAAAUGAUAGAUACAUCCAAAAACUAUAUUCAAUGUUAAAAUUGCAUUGAGAUUUUUAAAAUAAGAAAUAGAAUUCUGCUUAUAUUAUGCAAUAAAGUUACAUUUUAUUAAUAAAAACGCCAACGAGAAACCAAAUUAAAUUUUGUAAUUUGAAGAAUCAAAAAACUAAUUCAAUGUGUGUUUUUCCCUGUAUGUGCACUUAAGAAACUGCUUUUUUUUUGUAAUAAUUGAUUGCUGUGUGAUUAAUCAGAUUUAUUCAAACUUUUGCAAAUUAAUAAUGUUAUUUGUAUAGCAGUUGAACAAAUUUUUCUCUUGGCACUAAAUUUUAAAGAAAGUUGGCAAGGAGUGUGUUGAUUGUUAUGAAGUUUAAUCAUUUAUUUAUUACCCAUGCUGUGUUUCAUUAGAAAUAAUGAAGAAUCUCAUCAUGAUUUUUUUUGUAUUGUUGACAUGUAUAUAUGAUCAUUAUAUUAGGUUGUGCCAUUUUGGUUUCUAAUUUUUUUAAUUUAUAUUUUAAAUAGUCAGACUUCAUUUUAAUUACAAAAAUAGCUUGAAGUGUUUAGCUUAGUAUUUGUUGUCAUAGAGCAAUUCUUUUAUUGUACAGUCAUUUCAUAAAUUGUUAACGUUCUAACAUUUGAAAGUCUAGAAUGUACAGAUAAUGUAUACACUUAAUAAAUCUAUAAGAUGUAGAAAUGUUUUAUGUCCUUGUUAAAAAGUACUUCGUUUGUUAAGUUUCUGAAAUGUUUGUAUAUUUUGUCAUUCCAUAAGGGCUGAAGUUGUUUCAUUUUAGAAACAUCUUUCUAGCUUAUUGUCUAAUCAGGAUACAUAACAUUUUUUGGCAUUUAUUUUUUAUGAAUUUUAUUAUUUAUUUUUGAUUUUAUAUAUUCAUUUUUCUCUCCUUUAUAAUAAGUAAAUUGUUUUUAACUACUUACACCAUUUACUACUUGAAGCAUGUGUUCAUUUCAGGAUUUUAUUCUUGAUGUUUUUCUUU
Messenger RNA from Argiope bruennichi, 10642 nucleotides. RefSeq lists its product as uncharacterized. The transcript has 23 exons. Gene Ontology annotation, molecular function: protein binding. Gene Ontology annotation, biological process: neurotransmitter receptor transport postsynaptic membrane to endosome; neurotransmitter receptor transport, endosome to postsynaptic membrane. Gene Ontology annotation, cellular component: postsynaptic density; adherens junction; postsynaptic membrane. The record is from RefSeq and is a predicted model, not a curated record. The coding region runs from base 338 to 6019 and encodes 1893 amino acids. Lineage: Eukaryota; Metazoa; Arthropoda; Arachnida; Araneae; Araneidae.